Molecule: messenger RNA, 618 nt
Organism: Monoraphidium neglectum
Lineage: Eukaryota; Viridiplantae; Chlorophyta; Chlorophyceae; Sphaeropleales; Selenastraceae
Exons: 3
Coding region: 1-618 (205 amino acids)
Source: RefSeq, a predicted model, not a curated record
AUGGGCUUCACCCGCGUGCUAAUCUGGGGCCUGGCCCUGCAGGCCAUUUUAUCGACACAAGAGGCGUGGGCCGACGAUGAUUUUCGAUUCCAGCAGUGCAGUAACAGUCCGGACAUCUUUGUGACCAUGUCGGGCGUCAACUCCCGAGAGGUCACCGACGCGCGGCUCACCAUCACCAUCUACUACAGGGGCUGGCCCAUCCAGCGCCAGACGCGCGACGUCUGCACCGGGGACCGCCCCAUCGUGCCGCCCUGCCCCUUCGAGCCGGGCAACCUAACAAUUACCAGCAGCGACGCGGUGCCGUUCAUUGCGCCGGUGGGGCCGUACUCCAUGCGCAUGCAGGCGUGGGACCAGAGUGGCGCGGGGGUGAUGUGCGUCGAUAUUUGGUUCCGCGUCGCGGCCCGGCCGUCGGCGGCGGCAGCUGCGGCCGCGGCGACCGCGGCGGGGUUGCCGGGAGUGGCCGGGCGCGGCGACUGGGCGGCGGCGGCGGCGGCGGCGGCCGAGGCGGCGGAUCAGGACGCGUGGCCGCGGGAGGAGGGCGACGCGCGGCUGCAGGGGCGGAGGUGGAUGCGGCCGCGGCCCGGCGGGCCAACACCUGCGGCCGGCACGCAGUUCUGA